Molecule: messenger RNA, 5462 nt
Organism: Ornithorhynchus anatinus (platypus)
Lineage: Eukaryota; Metazoa; Chordata; Mammalia; Monotremata; Ornithorhynchidae
Gene: ARHGEF5
Product: Rho guanine nucleotide exchange factor 5
Exons: 15
Coding region: 194-4717 (1507 amino acids)
Biological process (GO): intracellular signal transduction; activation of GTPase activity
Cellular component (GO): cytoplasm; nucleus
Molecular function (GO): guanyl-nucleotide exchange factor activity; protein binding
Source: RefSeq, a predicted model, not a curated record
CCUUGACCUUCGGAGCGGCCCCAGCCGGUCCCCGGGGAGCGGGAAGCCCCGGGCCCGGCCUCUGCCGUCCAGCGGCGGGCGACCCCCCUCUCCCCGCCCCCGGGGGCCGGAGGAGGACGAUCGAGGGACGAGGCGGCCCCGGGCCGGUCGGACGACCCCCGGCUUCGCUCGACAGCUCCAGGAUGCGGGCUUGAUGGAGGCUGAGGAGGCCCAAGGCCACGAUCCGGUCCCCCCCACCACCCUGGGGGAGCUCCAUGUGCCCCCUACGGCCCCCGGCAGGAGCAGCCAAACCCCCGGGGCUCACACCCGCCCCCUCGGCCCAGGACCCGGGGCCGAAGCUGUGGAGAUGCAGGGCCCGGAGGGGAGCCUGGAGGAAGAGGACCGGCUCCCCGGGCCCCAGGACGGAGACGGUGGAGAACUGAGGGCCGGCACGGGCGGGGAGGAAGAGGAAGGACUCGACGCCCCAGCGGUUCCUGCCAUGGACGGUGCCCAGGAGACCACUGGGACCGGGAGGGGCGCGGACCAGACCCGCCUCGGGGCGACCUCUGAGGCCCGGGGGGAGGCCGGAGAGGGGAUCUCACCAGCAACAGAUGAAGAGGUCUCCCCGGCUCUCGCGACUAACGGGUUGGCCAGGGCAGAACUGGAUUCUGGACCGGUGAACUCUUCCGCUGAGAAGCCAGAGGGACAGGAAGCGGGCGGGCAGGACGAGAGAGAGGUCCCGGCUCUGGACUCCAACCCUACUCCGGCCUGGACCGGGACCCCUCCUCCCGCCCCCCACGAGGACGGCUCCUCGGAGAGGGUCCAGCUCGCGGGCCCGAAAGCCAGAGCCGAGGGGCGGGAGGGAGAGGACCAGAGGCAAGAAAAAGUGGGAAAUGGAGAGCCAGGAGUGGAGCAUCAGGACCAAGAGGAGGCAGUGGGGUGGGACCCACUCGAGAUUCAGGGGGAAGUGGGGAAAGAAGUUGAGGUUGAGCAGGGGGGUGGAGAACCAUGGUGGCCCCUGGCACUGGAGGGGCAGGAUCCCUGCCAGUGGGGACCGGGGGAGGGAGGAGAGCGAAAGGCCUCGGAAGAGAGUGGUCUAGACGGGGAGGGGGGGACGACGGGCCAGUUAGAACCGGGGAAGGCAGAGGGUCAGAGGGUGGCAGAGAAACAGGAGCCAGGACAGCUGGAUGAGGAGAGCCAGAGGCCGACGGAGCGGAGAGAGGUUGAAAGAGAGGAGCGGGGGGAGGCCGAGGAGCUGUGGGGUCAGGAGGAGCCGGGAGAGGGAGAUGAGCGGGGGAACUGGGAAACGGGGGGCCUCGGGGAACCGGCGGGGGCAAGAGAGAAGGGGACGGAAGGGGAAGCGAGCUGGAGCCUGGAGGAGAGGGACUGGGGGCAGGGGAGCGGGCUCCCAUCUCCCGACCUGGGGUGCCCCGGGGCCGGUUCUGACGGGGACCCUCCCUGGGAGACCCACCUGCCCCUGUCCCUGGCAGCUGGGGCAGCGAUAUUCUCGGACUGGGCCCCCGCCGUCGUGGAGAGUGAGGAACUGCCACCCGCAGCGCUGGGUCCCGGGCCUGAGCGAGCGCCAACCGGCGCACCCCAUCCCUCUGCUCGCCUUCCGGUGCCCGAGGCCCCGGCCUCCCCCAGUCCUCCGGAAUCCCCGGCCGGCGGGCCGCUCCCCACCCCGCCCUGGCCCCUGGACUCUCUGGAUGCUGCAGACGCCUCCGCCGCCAUCAGAACCGGGCAGAGCCCUGCAGCCUUGGGAGCCGGCACCACUGGAGGGGCCCUCUCGGACCAGGAUCCCGCCCUCUUGGUCUUUGGGACCAGCCCCGACCUGGGCUCCCCCUGGCCUCCCGGCCCCCUGGACGGCCCGGGCUCUCGCAGCGGAGCGGAGUUCAGCGGCUCCAGGAGGACAGUCUGUUCUGGCCCUGACUGGCCCGAGGCCCAAGAGCCGGGGCAUCGCGGGGCCCGGGCCGGGACUCCCGCGCUCCCGUCCCACACCGAGCCCCCCGGGGGCAUUCCACAGUCGUCCCCCCGCCGGCUCGGGUCCCUGAGGAGGGAGGGGAGGGGCCGUCCUGCCAGCCUUCCCACCUCCUCCCCUCCUCGUGGGGGCCCCUUCGACCAGCCCUCCUGCCCUGCGCCCCCUGGAGCCCCAGGGCGCCCCCUACCAGCCCCAGUGGUGCUGAGACACCACAAGCCCUUGCCCCCACUCCCCACGGUAGAGCGGCACAGCCUCCCCCCGACCACGGAGAGACUAGACUGUCUACCCGCCGCCUCGCCCACCUCUAAACGGCACAGCCUCCCCGGCAACUCGGCUCCAACCGGCUCUGCUGUGCCACGGCAGAACAGGCCGCUGCCCCCCACUCCACCUUCGGACCCCUACCGUGACACCCCCGCCGGGUACCCCGCCCCCUCGAGGCGCAACAAGCCGCUGCCCCCAACCCCAGCUGAGGAUCCGCCCCCGCCCGCCUCGGCCGGGCCGAGACACAACAAGCCGCUGCCGCCCGUCCCGGAUGCCGCGGAGCCACCCCCGUUGCCACCCAAGGCCUGGCGGAGGGACACCCGCGUUCAGGGGGAAUGCCCGGACGUGGAGGGGACCAGGGUGGGCACCCUCCGGGGCUCCUCGGGGGACUGGCCGGCUUCCUCCCCUCCCUCUCCAGGCCGCACCUCCUGGCCCCCGUCUGAGGGCUGCCGACGGGAGCUCCUGGGCGGUCGAGGCCGGAGACAGAGCCAGGAGUCCUCGGGUCUGGCCUUCAGCAACAUCACCAACUUCCUGAUGCUCGGCUCCACCUCGCCACCUCCACCUGGGGCCCCGCAGCCCUGGGGGCAGCCCUGGGGACCGGGCGGCACGGCGGGCCCGGGAGACGGCCCCCAGAGGUCAGAGGGGGCACCCGUCUGGCAGGCCAGAGGGUCCCGGCACCCUCCCCUGGAGAAGGCAUCAAGCUGGCCCCACAGGAAGGAUCACGGGAAGCCAGGUCUCGGGAAGCUGGAUCCCGGGAAGCCACCCACGAGCGGCAGGGACCACGUGGAGACCGACGUGGAUGGGAUGGGCAAGUCCAAGAACUGGAACCGGCAAGCCCUGCGUAGGCCAUCCCUCCUGCCCGGCCAGGGGGAAGGAACGUCCCCGGAGAAGCCCCCCUGCAACCCCAACGCUGUCACCCUGAGGGAGAAGAAGCCGAAGGAAAACAAGGCCUCCCGGCGCCAGUCCAAGUUAGUCUAUUCCUCCCGUCAGCUGUACCAAGACUACAGCGAUGACCUGCUCAACAAGGAGAUCCAGAGCCAGAAACGGCUGGACAGCCUGACGGAGGAGCCUGAGACGACCUCUCAGCGCCUGCUCAGAAGGGGGCUCACCUCGCCAGAGUCCUGCCUGCAGCGGCUCUCCAUCUCCACCAGCGACUCCCUCUGGCAAGACAUUCCAUGCGUGCGCGGCAGCAGGAUUCUGCUCUCCAUGACCCGUGAGGACCAGAAGCUGCAGGAGGCCAAGUUUGAGCUGAUCAUGUCAGAGGCCUCCUACCUGCGCAGCCUGCACGUGGCCGUGGACCAUUUCCAGCUGUCGACCCAGCUCCGCUCCUUGCUGUCCAACCAGGACCACCAAUGGCUCUUCUCCCGCCUGCAGGACGUGCGGGACGUCAGCACCACGUUCCUCACGGAACUGGAGGAGAAGCUUGAGAAAAACAUCUUCACCUUCGGCGUGUGCGACGUGGUCCUGAAGCACGCCCCCGAGUUCCGCCGGGUCUACCUGCCCUACGUCACCAACCAGUCGUACCAGGAGCGCACCUUCCAGUCCCUGCUGAACACCAACGGCGGUUUCCGCGAGGCCCUGGACAAGCUCGAGAGCGAUCCCAUCUGCCAGCGCCUCUCCCUCAAAUCCUUCCUGAUCCUGCCUUUCCAGCGCAUCACUCGUCUCAAACUUCUGCUCCAGAACAUCCUGAAGAGGACAAGCCCCGGCUCCCCGGAGGAGGAAGAGGCCACCGAGGCCCACCACGUCAUCGAGGAGCUGAUCCGCGACUGCAACAGCAACGUGCAGAGCAUGCGGCGGACGGAGGAGCUCAUCUACCUGAACCAGAAGAUCGAGUUCGAGUGCAAGAUAUUCCCACUGAUCUCCCAGUCCCGCUGGCUGGUGAAGAGCGGAGAGGUGACGGCUCUGGAGACCAACCUCUCGCCCGGAGUCCGCAAGAAGCUGACCACCCGCCCCAUCCACCUGCACCUCUUCAACGACUGCCUGCUGCUGUCCCGGCCCCGAGAGGGAAGCCGUUUCCUCGUGUUUGACCACGCUGCCUUCUCCGACGUGCGGGGCGAGAAGUGCGAGAUGAAGCUCCAUGGGACCCACAAGAACCUCUUCCGCCUCUUCUUGCGGCGCAGCAACCGUGGGGCCCGCACUGAGUUCCUCUUUGGCACCGAGACUCAGAGCGAGAAGCUGCGCUGGAUCUCGGCCCUGGCCCCACCCAAAGAAGAGCUGGACCUGCUGGAGUGUCACAAUUCCCAGCAAGUGCAGUGCCUCCGUGCGUACAAACCCCGGGAGAACGACGAGCUGGGGCUGGAGAAGGCAGAUGUGGUGAUGGUGAUGCAGCACAGCAGCGACGGCUGGUUGGAGGGCGUGCGCCUGUCCGACGGGGAGCGGGGCUGGUUUCCCGUCCUGCACGUGGAGAACAUCAACAACCCCGAGGCGCGGCAGCGGAACCUGCAGGAGGCUCAGCGGGUCAAGAUCGCCAAGCUGCAGCUCGUGGGCCGCCAGCGAUAGAGCCGGGGCCCGCGGGGCGGAGACUCCGCGCCCCUGCAGAAAGGGCCGCCCCCUCACACUGGAGCCCAGGCUUUGAGGGGCAGAGACCCCCUGCCCCCGCAGGAAAGACCGACCCCACUGAGCCCGGGCUUUGCGGGGCAGAUGCCCCCAAGAGGGGCCGCCCCCUCCCGCCGGAGCCCUGGUUUCGUGGGGCACAGACUCCUUGCCCCUGCAGGAAGGGCCGCUUCCCUCACACUGGAGAGCGAGCUUCGUGGGGCAGAGACUCCCUGCCCCUGCAGGAAGGUCCGCCCCCUCCCACCAGAGCCCAGGCUUUGUGGGCAGACUCCCCCCACCCCAACCCACCGGAGACCAAGGCCUCCAGGACAGAGAUCGGGUCCGACCUCACGCUGGGCAGGGUGUCGGGGGGACCCACCUGAGCGUAUCUGGGCAGGAUGUGGCCAGACUGGACAGCGGCCCCGGGCUUCCCAUCCCCUUGUUGUGGGGAGCCCCACCGGGGGCCUGGGCUGUACCACUCGGUGCCUCAAUUUCCCCAAAAGCCAUAGGGGAUGCCCUGCCUGACCUACCUCAGGGGGAAAUCGGGGAGGCCGUGCUCCUCCGCGCCAAAAAAAGCACUUAGGCCCCGAGGCCAAGACCUCCGGAGCCUCCUCAAGGGCUUCUGGGACUUUACACCCCUCCCUUUCCCUUCGGGGUAGGAGGUGAGGGUGUCGCACUCUUUCUCUAAUAAAUAAACACGACGUGCCUUCAA